Molecule: messenger RNA, 2216 nt
Organism: Eruca vesicaria subsp. sativa (arugula)
Lineage: Eukaryota; Viridiplantae; Streptophyta; Magnoliopsida; Brassicales; Brassicaceae
Source: the annotation of a GenBank genome assembly
AUGACGGGUCAAGACAUCAAUCAAAUCGAGUUUCAUCAGCAGAGACACGGUCUUUUAAAGGAUCAAGUCCAGUUAGUUAAAAGAAGAGACUCUGUUCGGUACGAGAUAGUUCCUAUUAAAGAUCGGUUAUCAUUUGAGAAGGGCUUCUUCGCUGUUAUCCGUGCGUGCCAGUUGCUUUCUCAGAAGAAUGAUGGGAUUGUACUGGUUGGUGUCGCUGGUCCAUCUGGUGCUGGAAAGACAGUAUUCACCGAGAAAAUACUCAACUUUUUGCCUAGUGUUGCUGUCAUUUCGAUGGAUAAUUAUAAUGACGCUAGUAGAAUUGUUGAUGGGAACUUUGACGAUCCACGGUUAACAGAUUAUGACACAUUGCUCAAGAACCUUGAAGAUUUGAAGCAAGGGAAACAAGUUGAGGUUCCUGUAUAUGAUUUUAAGUCCAGUUCUCGUGUUGGAUACAGGACAGUUGAUGUUCCAGCUUCCAGGAUUGUGAUUAUUGAAGGAAUCUAUGCUUUGAGUGAAAAACUGAGACCUUUGUUGGAUCUUCGUGUGUCUGUUACUGGUGGAGUUCACUUUGAUCUUGUUAAACGUGUUCUUCGUGAUGUACAACGUGCAGGGCAACAGCCGGAGGAGAUAAUCCAUCAGAUAUCUGAGACGGUGUAUCCUAUGUACAAAGCUUUCAUAGAGCCGGAUCUCCAGACUGCUCAAAUUAAAAUCAUUAAUAAAUUCAACCCUUUCACUGGCUUUCAGAGCCCAACAUACAUCUUGAAGUCAAGAAAGGAUGUAUCCGUUGAUCAGAUCAAGGAGGUUCUUUCUGAGGGACAUACAGAGACUAAGGAGGAGACUUAUGAUAUAUAUCUUCUUCCUCCAGGUGAAGAUCCAGAGUCGUGCCAAUCAUAUUUGAGAAUGAGGAAUAAAGAUGGAAAGUACAGCCUCAUGUUUGAGGAAUGGGUUACGGAUACUCCUUUUGUGAUAUCCCCAAGGAUUACUUUUGAAGUUAGCGUUCGUUUACUUGGUGGGCUUAUGGCAUUGGGAUACACAAUAGCUACCAUACUUAAAAGGAAUAGUCAUGUAUUUGCUACUGAUGAGGUGAUUGUGAAAAUCGAUUGGCUUGAGCAGUUGAAUCGUCACUACAUGCAGGUGCAAGGUAAAGAUAGACAACUUGUACAGAGUACUGCAGAGCAGCUAGGAUUGAAAGGAUCGUUCAUUCCACGCACCUACAUUGAACAGAUCCAACUUGAAAAACUGAUAAAUGAAGUAAUGGCACUACCAGAUGAUUUGAAGAACAAGCUUAGCUUAGAUGAGGAUUUGGUGUCUACUUCAAGCCCAAAGGAAGCACUGUUACGAGCGUCUGCAGAUAGAGUAGCCAUGAGAAAUAAGAACCUAAGAGGCAUGUCACAGUCAUAUUCAACCCAAAGAGAUAAGAAUCUGUCCAAGCUUGCUGAUUAUUCUUCAAGCAAUACAAGGUAUGAAGAAAGAAACCACGACUCAGCAGCCAACGAGGGGUUUAUGACUCAGCUUUCAGAGCAAAUAUCAUCCCUCAAUGAGAGAAUGGAUGAGCUGACAAACCGGAUCGAAGAGCUAAAUUCAAAGUUGAGCUGUAACAAGAACACUCCAUCACAGCAGAGCAUGACACUCCAAGCAGAAGUCUGCAAUGGCUCAGCUCCAACUUCGUAUUUCAUUUCUGGUCUGGACAAUGGCUGUUUGACAAAUUCCCUAAUGCCACAUUCAUCGUCAUCUUCCCAGUUAGCCAAGGAUUCACCAUUAAUGGAAGAGAUAUCGACCUUCUCACGUGGACAGCGUCAAGUGAUGCAUCAGUUGGAUAAUCUGUGCAGCUUGAUGAGAGAAAGAGAAAGGUCACGCCUAGCAAGAACAGGAAGUAGCAGAGGCAGAUCAAGCAAAAGCUUCUUCUUAUCCAAUGUGGAAUCUAGUAGCCUCCCUCUCGUGCUAACCUUGGCUCUUUGCAGCGUGGGGGUUGUAGUGAUCAAGAGUUACAUUAACAAGCAACAAUAACAUCAAAUAACCAUUGUGGAUUGGUUAUUUUUCUCACUGGAGGCGUUUUGUGAGAGCUUCCAUGGGGUUUCUCUACGUGGACGAUGAGACAUUCUCGAGUAGUUUUAUAUUUAAUAUGAUUCAGUCAUUUUGCUCUUCUCUAUGUUUUCAUACUCAAAGACAAGGGCUAGUUCUGUUUGGUUUCUUGGUGUGUCUCACAUGAAAAUCAC